Molecule: messenger RNA, 1290 nt
Organism: Alternaria viburni
Lineage: Eukaryota; Fungi; Ascomycota; Dothideomycetes; Pleosporales; Pleosporaceae
Exons: 2
Coding region: 1-1290 (429 amino acids)
Source: RefSeq, a predicted model, not a curated record
AUGCAGAUUGUCAACAUUAACAAUCGGCCGAGGAGGCUGGGUAAGGCAGCUCAAUGGCGCAGAGGCGCCAGAUUCUUCGUCUGUCUUCCGUGGAAUCUUGCGGCUUGCCUUUGCGUUCGCCUUUGGCCGAGCACCCCUCCCAGUGUCACUCCGGAGAAAGUGACCCCAGAGCCUCCAUACAUCCCGCUAUUGCUGCGCGACGGCGCAGCAAGCGCUCAGUCGCAGAGCAAGUUCUUGAGUCUGCCCGCUGAGCUACGUUCUAUCAUUUGGAAACAUCUGUUAGGCGGAAAACACGUCGCGUUGCACUACAGGAACGGCAAAUUUGCCUACGAGUUCCUGGAGGAUGAGGACCCUUUGGAGGUUGGAAACAUUACACCGGCAGUCAUCCAGGCAGUCCACAAUAACUAUGCUGCAAACCUGCACGGCAAGCGUGAGAGAACCAACGUAUUGGCGGUGCUCCAAUCAUGCCAGCUAGUUUACCGAGAAACCAUCGAUAUGCUCUACGAAUCGAACACUUUUGCGAUGCUUCACAACACUGUUCUGAUUGACUUCCGUCGGGCCGCCCUUGCAUCGCAUCUAUCCAAAAUUCGCUCGUUGCACAUUCACUUCCAGUUCCGCGAACUUUGCCAGCAUGGAUCCUUAUAUGCCGGGGCAGACGACUUACUAUCUCCAUGGAGCAUUGAGACUUUCAGUACAUCAAGCCCUAGUAUCGCCAGAGCCAUCCAAAGUCUUCCGAUCCUCGAACGCCUUUCCGUGUUCAUCCAAGGUCCCUUGACGACAGAAACCACAUAUCGACGAAUCUGUUGGUCAUUGAGGUCCAUCCGACAUGAUAUGAAAAGUUUGAACUUUAUGAUGGUCAGGUUCCCGAGACCCUUUCCCGAUCACGGCUACCAAAUGCGAACUCAAUGGCGCAAUCAAGAUCCCCGUGAUUUGGUGGAGGAAGUCCUGCGAAGAGAAGAAGAGCUCAACGGAUUCCGCAUCGUCCAGCCGACUGUAGAACUCGCACAAGACGUGUAUGAUAUGGCGGACUCGGAUAUCGAGAGCGAAUGGCGCGUAGGGAAUAUAUACAUGAAGUGUAACGGUGUUGAGAAAGGAUUCGCGACACGAAGCUACGCUGUACUUCGACCGGAGAAAGAGACCGAAACCUACAAGCCUGAUCUUGAAGCUCAGCCCAAUUGCUAUCUCAAGUUACCGAGGAUUCCGGUCAUCGAGCAUGAGGAUCCGGAUGACUUGUAUGGGUCUGGGUAUCGAGCGCUCAAUUGGCCUCCGACACUGGACGGGCAGGCUUGA